This is a messenger RNA of Paramormyrops kingsleyae, 4155 nucleotides long. It is a transcript of the gene eml1, whose product is annotated as EMAP like 1. NCBI's taxonomy places the organism in Eukaryota, Metazoa, Chordata, Actinopteri, Osteoglossiformes, Mormyridae. Gene Ontology annotation, cellular component: mitotic spindle. The record is from RefSeq and is a predicted model, not a curated record. Gene Ontology annotation, molecular function: microtubule binding. Gene Ontology annotation, biological process: microtubule cytoskeleton organization.
GUCACAGAAAAAUGACUAGGAUGAAAACUGUAGUUUAGUUAAAAUGUCAGCAUCAGUGUACAGUAUUGCAAAAAACGAACUGUAUUGUACAUCAUUGUAGAACAGAUAAAAAUAUAUUGAAAUAAAGUGUUUUCUUUUAGUAGACAUGUUAUUUCUCGAUAUAUAACAAAUUGCUGGUAUUUCUGUCCAUGUUUAAAUUAAAAGUGUAGGUAUUUUACAUAUAGAGCGGUAUUUCAAAGUCUUUUACUCAGUCCAGAAAAGGCCCCUUCGAUGCUGCCUUUGAGAUACAUUGCGUGACAGACACCAGCAGAGUGAAAACAACCCUGGUUAUCAAACAUCCAGCAGCCGUUGCACGCAGUUUCCUCUGACAGUGUACCGCCUAUGUACUCUGACACGCUGCCCCAUCACAACAAACCCGCUGGUGGUCAUUGGCUGGGACAGGAAAGAGCAGCAUCUCCUUUGUUUUGAAGGCAGCUCCCCUGCCUUGGUGCCCCCUGGGCCCUAGUGUCCCUGGAGUGUUAGAGUGGGGUGGUAUUAGUUUUAGCUGCUGGCAGCUCUUGGCUGGUCGGAGUUACUGAUCUCAGCAUUAAUGAAGCAGCAGUCCUGGUUGGGAGGGGAGAGAGAGAGAGGGAGAGAGAGAGAGAGAGAGGGAGGGAGGGAGGGACAAACAGAGGGAGGGGAACCAGAGCAAACAAAUUUAUCCUCCAAUAGCAACUUGGCUAAGUGCCUCUGAGAUGCAUUCUUAGCAUCCCACAGCCAGGACCGGCCCAGAGCGGAAGAACCAGUACCAGUUCCGACAGGCCAAGUGCAUCGCCGCUUGCAGCAGGUCACGGAGAGCAGCUUGUGCCGGGAAUCCUCUGCCCCACGAGAAGUUCCUUUCCCAUCGUCCCAUCAUGUCCGACUGCGAGGGAUUGCCGAUGGAGAUCAGGACGAGCUUUAAUGGCACGACGCUCCCGACACGGAGGAAGGUGGAGAGAGGGAGGGACGCCGGAGGCAGGACGGGAAGGAACAUACAACAAAUGAAAACAUUCUUUUCCAACUCCUGCGCAAAAGUCUCCUCCUCUUUCCACGUUGACUCUGCCGACGGUCCAUUCAGGAGGAAGGGGGGGGGGCUGUGUUCACAUGACAUAAUCGGAGUGAAAGGGUUGCCAUGGUAACUGACACUGGCAGGCCAACCCAAGACAACUGGAUGUUGAAUGGAGGAAGAGCUGCCGUGGCGAGCAAGCGAAAGUGACGGAGAGUCGCGGGCGGCAGCGGGAGGCAGAGGGGCAGCCAGGGAGAAUGGAAGACGGCUUCUGCAGCUUCAGCACCCUCUAUGACACCUCGUCGCUGCUACAGUUCUGUAACGAUGACAGCGCCUCAGCAGCCAGCAGUAUGGAGGUCACUGACCGCAUCGCCUCGCUGGAGCAGCGCGUGCAGAUGCAGGAGGAUGAGAUCCAGCUGCUGAAAUCGGCGCUGGCUGACGUGGUGCGGAGGCUCAACGUCUCUGAGGAGCAGCAGGCCAUGGUCAACAGGAAGGGACCCACCAAAGCCAGGCCCCUGAUACCGGCUUUACCCCUGCGGCCCACAGUCAACAAUGGCACAGUCCUACCAAAGAAACCCAGCACGUUGCCGUCCCCCUCAAACUCCCGGAAGGACACUGCAGCGUCAGCAACCAAGAGUCUGUCCAGCUCAUCCCAACUCUUCCGAGUGGCUCUCAGCACUGUGAAGAGAACCAGCUCCACCGAGCGCAUGGGCACCUUGACGCGCAAGGAGAGCAUCGGCGAUACCAAGAGCAGCCGCACGCGCGCCGGCUCCACGGGCAGCAACUCCAGCGGCAAGCGGACCAGCGAGAGCAAACAGAAGGAGCCCGUGUUCAGCGCAGGGAUGCGGCGAGUGACUCACUGCACAGAGGAAGGCUAUGUGAAAAUGUAUCUGAAGGGCCGCCCCGUCACCAUGUACAUGCCCAAAGACCAGGUGGAAUCCUACUGCCUGGAGGCAAAGUCAGAGCUUCCAUCCAAGAAGCUGAAAUUGGAUUGGGUCUAUGGGUACCGUGGGCGUGACUGCCGCUCCAACCUCUACCUGCUGCCCACGGGAGAGACGGUCUACUUCAUCGCCUCAGUGGUGGUGCUCUACAAUGUGGACGAGCAGCUGCAGCGCCAUUACACUGGUCACACCGAUGACGUCAAGUGCCUGGCCGUCCACCCUGACAAAAUCACCAUAGCGACAGGACAAGUGGCUGGCACCUCCACCGAUGGCAAACAGUUGCCCCCCCACGUGCGGGUGUGGGAUUCGGUGAGCCUGAACACGCUCCACGUCCUUGGCUCCGGCUUCUUCGACCGCGCCCUGGCCUGCCUCUCCUUCUCCAAAUCGAACGGGGGCGGUACGCUCUGCGUGGUCGACGACUCCAACGACCACGUCCUCUCCGUGUGGGACUGGCAGAGAGAGGAGAAGCUGGCUGAUGUCAAGUGUUCAAACGAGUCAGUUUUCGGCGCCGACUUCCACCCCACCGACACCAACAUAAUUGUCACCUGGGGGAAGUCCCACCUCUACUUCUGGACACUAGAGGGCAGCUCUCUUGUGAAGAAACAGGGCCUCUUCGAGAAACAAGAGAAGCCCAAGUUUGUCUUGUGUGUGACUUUUUCAGAAAAUGGUGACACACUAACAGGAGACUCCAGUGGAAAUAUUCUUGUCUGGGGCAAAGGUACUAACCGCAUCAGCUACGCCAUCCAGGGCGCCCACGAGGGCGGGAUCUUCGCUCUCUGCAUGCUGCGCAAUGGCACGCUGGUGUCUGGAGGGGGGAAAGACCGGAAGCUCAUCUCCUGGGAUGGAAACUACCAGAAAGUCCAGGUGGUGGAGAUUCCAGAGCCAUACGGCCCGGUGCGUACAGUGGCCGAGGGAAAAGGGGACAGCGUGCUCGUUGGAACCACGCGGAACUACGUCCUGCGGGGCACGCUGGCUGGCGACUUCAUGCCCAUCACCCAGGGCCACACGGACGAGCUUUGGGGCCUGGCUGUGCAUCCCUCAGAACCACAGUUCCUCACCUGUGGCCAUGACAAGCACGUCAGCCUGUGGAACUCCUCCACCCACCAGCCAGUGUGGACCAAGACGAUGGAGGAUGCAGCCCAGUCUGCCGGUUUCCACCCCUCCAGAGAGGUGGUUGCCAUAGGAACGCAGACCGGCAGAUGGCUAGUCCUGGACACCGAGACGAAAGACCUGGUGACGGUGCACACAGACGGGAACGAACAGCUGUCUGUCAUGCGAUAUAGCCCAGAUGGCAAUUUCCUCGCAAUCGGAUCCCACGACAACUACAUCUACAUCUACGCGGUGACAGAGAAUGGCAGGAAGUACAGCCGAGUAGGGAAGUGCUCAGGUCACUCAAGCUUCAUUACCCACCUGGACUGGUCGGUGGACUCACAGUAUCUCAUGUCCAACUCAGGGGACUAUGAAAUUCUUUACUGGAUCCCUUCGGUCUGCAAGCAGGUGGUCAGCGUGGAGACCACCCGUGACAUCUUGUGGGCCACCUGCACCUGCACGCUGGGCUUCCAUGUGUUUGGACUCUGGCCAGAGGGCUCGGAUGGAACGGACAUCAAUGCUGUCUGCAGAUCCAAUGAGAAGAAACUGCUUGUCACUGGUGAUGACUUUGGGAAGGUGCAUCUGUUCUCGUACCCUUGCUCACAAUUCCGGGCACCCAGUCAUGUCUACGGUGGACAUAGCAGUCAUGUGACCAAUGUGAACUUCCUGUUUGACGACAGUUACCUAAUCUCCACUGGAGGGAAGGACAUGAGCAUCAUGCAGUGGCGGGUGGUAUAAAAGGACUCCCCGGGCACGUGGCGAGUGUGUCUGCUCGGGACCGAGCGCGGGUGGGGCUGUCCCCGAGUUCCAAAGAUGAGAGCAAAGAAAUGACACAGCAACGGCCCGUGGGUGACACAACUGGCUGGAUUUCCCUCUUGUGUUUUGUAGUAUUUUAUUAUAUUAUAUUUGUAUUUCACUGCUCAGGAAAACUAAAGAACCGUGAUAUUUGAAAUUGCCGCAGCUUUUUAUGCCUCACAAAAGUGACACCAUCUGGCCUCCGAAUUCCUUUCUGCUUUGGAAAUGCAAGCAAAAUCUUUUUUACAGACUAAUUUGCAUGAAUUUUGACCACCAAGAAUUCAUUAAAAAUAUUACGUAUUUGGA